UUUCUUUUCACUUUUAUCUUCUGUUACGGUGUUUUGGUUCUGUGGAAAAUCCGAGGCACGGUGUUUGGAGUUUUUAUCUUCAAAUGGCCAGGUUGUUGCUGGUCUUUGGGAAAACUGGGCUUUAUCUGGUAGAGAAAAUGAGAUUAGGCAGCAAAUUUAAAUAACUGGAAAUAUGAAUCACCUCCUUUCUCUCCCAAGAAAAACUCCACAUUUUACUUGGAAUUUGUUUAUAAUUUUAGUUACAAUCCUUGGGGAAGGAGGGAAAAAGAAUUUAGAGUGAUUAUCUAAGCAAACAUGCUGUGGGCUUCUGGGGCAGAGAUGUAUCUUAAAUAAAUGAAGCAUCAGGUUAGUGCUGUUGGAAGUUACUUUCAUGGCAUGUAGCACAGUAGUUGCACAGUCACAGCUGUCACAGGGCAAUUGCAGAGCCUGCAAUAAAUGCAACAUCAUAGACAGAAAUUCCUUUGCCCUUUGUAAACCAGGAUAUAAAGUACCUUUAUGUUUAUCUUGGAAUGAGUGUGAGCACACACCUUGCAGACCAGUCUAAAUUCACACCUUAGUUUAUUCUGCAGUAAUGUAUUCCAGUGAUUUCACCAGCCCCAAAGUGGGAGGGAUAUUUAAGCUUUGAAACAUCUCUGAGAUAAUGUGCAGGCACAUUUGAUAUUUGUGAACAAAUUGGGUCACAAAUGUUGUGACAUUUGGAUUUCAUGACUGCUCAGGAUGUGUUUUGCAUAAGUCAGUGCAAGUUUUGAGUAACACUUAGGUUUUGCUCACUGACAAUCCACACUGGGAAUUCUUGUAAUUCACUGUUGAAUUCUUUGCUUUGACUACAGGUUUUGUUUCAAAGCUGUGCUUUGUGGCAUGUUUUAUUUUCAUAGUAUUAUGUUUUUGCUGUCACUGAAUGUCCAUGGUUUAAGAUAAUUCACUGGUGGUUAAAAUGAGAGACAAUUUGAAUGUAAUUAUGAUGCUAUCUCAGAGCUGCUGUAUGGCGAACUGGAAGACCUUAAAGUUUUUUCCUAAUUCUUAGCAUUUCACACAGUUUCAUCUGUUACUCUAGGAAUUCCUGUGUAGACUAACAGUUUCUAGAACUAAGGAAAGACUUGACCCUUCUCACAGAUAAUUUCUCAUCCUCUUGACUGUGUGGAGUUAACACAAAGGGAGGAAUGUCAGGGCUGGGCAGGGAUUGCAAGAAAAAGAUGUGGCACAGUUGUGUGAUUUGGGUAAUAGGUGGAAAUUGGCAAUUCAUUUGCUUUUUGUCUCUUUUUGCUCUGAAAGUACAGGAUGAUUGAUAAUUUGCAGCCAGGUUGUACUGUUAAAGCUGCUUGGCACAGAUAAGAAUGAAGCCCUUUAAAGAGUGACUGGAAGAUGGCUGUGGUGUAUAAAGCCAUGCAGGGAGAGUAUUUCACCAGGAAGGAAAGAGGAUGAGUAAAUCCAGUGUGCCCAAGAGCCUGGCUCUCCUCAGAACCAGCACUCAGGGCAUGCAGCAAGGCAGGGGCUUGUUGGUUACACAUCAGAAUGUUUCCCAGUGUGCUGGGGUGAGCUCUGAAAUAGGUCACCCAGAAAGACUCUGGAAUUUCCAUGCUGGCAGACAUUGAGAUUUGGAUUGGAAAAGGCUCAGAGCACCUGGCCCUGGCUGUGCAGGGAGCCCAGCUUCAGUAGGAGAUCAGACCUGAGACCUGCAGGCACCCCUUCAUCUCAUUCUGCAUGGAAGGUGCACCCACUGUGGAGGGGUGUUUGCUCCUCUGCUCGUGCUGGGACAUUUGAAGCUUUGUUUACAGGGCAGCCUCUCUCCUGGUUGAGGAGAGAGUUUGCAACUCUAAAAUCUGCAACUCUAAAAUCCAGUUUUCACUCUGUUCCCACCAAAGCAGAGAACUUUCUGCCCCACCAAACCGGUGACCUUUAUCUCCCAAAUUUAGGCAGCAUGGUUUUCCUUAGGGCUGCUUUUGCUGCUCCAGACAGAGCCAGCCUCUCACUGGAAAUGUUGCCAAUUCCCUGAUGAUGAGGCAGUUCAGGCAGGAUUGGGUUUCAGAACUCAAAUUCCCAUGAACUUGCAAAAACAAUCUAUUUCCCUGGUGGCCUUUCCCUGUGCUGUUGCUGCUGCUCGUUCUGGAUGCUGUCCAGAGCAGUCUCUUUAAGCUGAGAGCAGGCUGGAUGUUUGCUUGGAGCCAGAUACAGCACUGCAGCAUUCAUUCCUCUCUGGUUUAAUGAAAAAAAAAACCUUCAUGGCUUUGGGAAAAAUCUUCUGCAUCUGGAAUAGCAUAGAUGGGAGCAUAAGCAUUUCACAUGCUCUCUGUUAUUUGGUGCUUUUUCUGUUUCAUAGUAACAGCUGCUUUACCCAAACUGAAUUUGCAGCAGAUUGUGCAAGGCAAAGGUGCUGAUUUCUGCACAAUUUAUGCACUGUUAUUUGUUGCUACAUAUGAAUUUAAGUACUGUUAUUAGAGUAGUAAUUUUAUAGCAUUUGAUCUGUGUGAAGUGGAUGUGGUUGAGUCAGUCUUCCCAGCAAACACAGAAACAAAUGGGUGGAUUGUGGAUUUCCAAAUGUAAUUUAUCUUUGCAUUCCAAGUCCCCUUUUCAAGUGGUGGAGGGGGGUUAAAAGUCAGAUUAGGUCAGGACAGUGAGGUGCUACCCUGUUACUCCUGCAAUUCUGACUUGAUCAGAAUUAGAAUAUAGGAUUUUUUUAAAUUGGGAAGUGUGUGUUGCCCUGCUGGUUUUGUGUAGAAGAGAUUUUUUUGUCUUGCAAAAUAAUAAAAUAAUAUAAAUGGUAAAUAAUAUAAAAGUAUUUUAAAUUUUCAAAUUAAUGUCAUUUCAUCACAUUUUUCACUGUGCCUUGGAACAGAUUUUGUUUAAAGUACCUUUCAUGAACCCGCCCUGCUACAAAUAGCAAAACAAGGAGCAGUUGUGUCAUUGCAGAGGUGACAGUGUCCCUGUGGCCCAUUGGUGGUCACAGGUUUUACAGAGUGCUUCACCCCACUGGUGUCUUGGGGCUGCAGGGCACAUGGAAACAGCUCUAAAAAGAAUGGGGGGGGGAAAGGAGACUGAUACUAUGCUUUUAAAGUUUGGUUUUAUGACAACCGUGAGAUAAUUUACUGAUGAGAGCUGGACCUGAGUCUUUUUAUCACUGCAUUUGAUGUAGAUCCUGAAAUGUUGCUUAUAAAUGAAAAUUGGUAAGGGUGAGGGCAGUUUGAGUCUUCUUUUAUGGCAUUCUAACAAAAAAAAGAUUAACACCUACCUCAAAUACAUGAUGGAGGCUGCAAAAUGCUUUGCUGUUCUUCUGUUCUUUGCUUGUGACCAUUAAUAGUCUAUAAUCCAUAUAAAAGUGCUUUCAUAUUAGAACAGUAUUGCAAGUGUGUUCCUCUGCAUCCAACUUUGUAUUUCUGGGUGGCAGAGGGAAAUAAAGAAGCUGCUUUUUGGGGGUCAGCACUUGAUGGAGGUUCCCACACCACUGUAGCAGGAGACACAGGUGCUGCUGUGCCUUUUGGAAUAUGAGGAUACAAUUUAGUAAUUUAAAUAUUCCUACACUGAAGGUCCCCAUAAAUGUUUCCUUUUUGCUGUCACAGGCCAAUUUCAGCAAGUUCUUUGUAAAUUAAGUAAGUUUGUCAAUUAUGCAGACUUUUAAUAGUUGGGGUUUUUCUUGAGCCUUCACCUCGCAGAGAAGUUAAAUUUGUCUGUGCUACCUCAAGGUUUGAUAGGGGAACCACAGGGAUAGAAUUCUCUGCUUGCUCCUCUUUGCUGCUAAAAAUAUGUGCAGUUUGGGAAAAUAUGCCUAGAUCUGACUUCUCCUGACCUUCUGCAAAUUCUAAUAAACUGUUCAGAGAACUUGAGCAGCUGCACUGAGGAAACGUCAAAAAUAUCUCUUGGCACACUCUUCCUUCAUCCACAGACCAGUCUUCCCUUUGUGAAAACAAAGACCUUUCUGUGAGUCAUUUCUAUUCCUUGUGGUUUUUUCUAGUAGUGCUUCUCUGAGGCAUUUCUAUUUUAUAUUCUUGUCAGCAGAAUCAAGGGCAUCCAAGUACAGAUGCUGCUGCAGCCCAUCAGCCUCUGGCCAGGCUGCUCUGGGCUGCUGGGAAAGAAGCUCCUGAUGGCACGAGCAGGGAGGAUGAACUGCAGUUGUAAGGCAAAAAGCUGGGCCUGUGUUAAGAAAAAGAAGCAAUUUCAAAAGAAAUUUGUCAUUUCAGGUGAUGCAAGCUGAUGGUGUUGCACAUUGGGGCACCAGAGAUAAAAUGGCUUUGAUAGCAAAGGGAGGUAUUGGGGUUUCAUUCCUUUUUAUGGAAAACCAGGACUGUGCUGUGACAAAUUCCACACAUGGCCCCAAAUUGUCAGUAAGCCAUCUCUAAAUUUAGCCAGCUACUACCAGCCAACUCCAUUCUAUUCUUUUGUUCAGAUUAGAGCAACUGCUGUACCAACAGCUUGGUUAAAAACCUGAAAACCUACAUUUUAUUCAUUUCUCUUUCAUUAAUCUGGGCAAACUUCUUUUUUCCCUUUUUUUUUUUUUGGUCUUGCUUUGUUGAGGGGUUUUUUAAUCCAUCUCUUGAAAGAUGAUAAUCAUGGUUCAUUGGCUACUUUCUCAUGCUGUAUAAAAAUACAGGGUACCUGAAUUGUGAGAUAGUUCUAAAGCAGGGGUUCUUCAUAGGUUCAAGUAGAAAAUCUUGCAUUUUCCUUAUUCUGAAGGAAAAGAGAGGUAAAAUAGAAUGAUUCUCUCUUCAUUCCCUCUGUUAGGCUGUAGCUGUGUUUCCAUGGUAGUUCUAGCAGGGUGACUUUUACAAAUAACUUGUCUGAUUUUGCUUUUGUUCCACAUUCUUGUGUUGCUUCAGCAAUGAUGGAUUGAAAUUGCAGCAAUAGUUAUAAACUUGAUUUAGCUGCAGAGAGACAAGCUUCUCUGCUUUUUAGAAGUGGCAUAGUUUGGGGUUUUUUUGGCUGAGUAAGGAAAAGCAAAGUUCUUGUCUCCAGCAGGAAUUUAUUCUUGAAAUGAGCGGUGAAGUUUCACGAUGAGAAUAGAUUGCUGGAGUUGAUCUCAUCCCCUGAAUGAGUAAUUCUGGGUGGUUGUUUAGCAGACUGAACAGGAGAUUAUAAACUCAGAACUUAGCUUUGUUUCUGGAAACUCCUGAGUGAUAAAGAAACUGGAGUAGCUCCUCCACAGGAUUGCCUUUACCCUGGGGACAGUGAUAUGGAAAUAAUCUGCCCUGCUCACAUCUCAGAGCGCCCGCGUAGCGUGCGGCUCCAAGGAAUUGGCAGCUCCCUCUUUCAAAGCUUCUCUCUGAGUCUUUUUCAAAUGGCAAAUAUCCAACAUUAAUAAGCCACAUAGCAGAGCUGGGAGGAGGCUGGCUGUGGGGGCAGCAGGAGCACGUUCAGCUUCAAACAGGCUUUCUAAUAGUCAGAACAGUGUACAAUACUGGAGGAAGAGAAGCUGCAGCAAGAAGAACGAAUGAGAAUGGAAUCCAGGCGACAAGUCACGGUGUCCUGGGACUCAGGAGGAUCAGAUGAAGCUCCUCCCAAGCCCAGUAGACCUGGUUACCCCAGCCCCAGAUCCAGUGAAGGGUUUUAUCCAAGCCCACAGCACAUGGUACAGCCAAAUCAUUACCAGGUGUCUGGCUACCCUGGUUCUCAUGGGAUACCAGCCAUGGCAGGCAGCAUUUAUCCUGGGCAGGCUUCUCUCCUGGAUCAAACAGAUUCCUGGAACCAUCGGCCUCAGGAAAUACCAGUGUGGCAGCCAAACAUGGAGGAUUCAGGCACUUUGGACAUCCGUGGGAUGAGCCAGGUUCUGCCCCCACACCUCAUGGAGGAGAGGUUGAUACGGCAGCAGCAGGAGAUGGAGGAGGAUCAGCGCUGGCUCGAAAAAGAAGAACGAUUCCUGAAACCCGACAUGAGGCACUCCAGAGGCAGCAUUGACCGCGAGGACGGAGCUCUGCAGGGCCCUGCUGGUAACCAGCACAUAUAUCAGCCUGUGGGAAAACCAGAUCACGCGGCUCCGCCAAAGAAGCCCCCACGCCCCGGAGCCCCCGGGCACCUGGGCAGCCUGGCCAGCCUCAACAGCCCCAUGGACAGCUACAACGAGGGUGUGAAGAUCCAGCCGCAGGAGAUCAGCCCUCCCCCCACGGCCAACCUGGACCGCUCCAAUGACAAAGUCUACGAGAACGUCACGGGGCUGGUGAAGGCGGUGAUAGAAAUGUCCAGUAAGAUCCAGCCGGCCCCACCCGAGGAGUAUGUGCCCAUGGUGAAGGAGGUUGGUCUGGCACUAAGAACUUUACUGGCAACAGUAGAUGAGACCCUCCCAGUGCUCCCUGCAAGCACCCACAGAGAGAUUGAGAUGGCACAGAAGCUGCUGAACUCGGACCUGGCCGAGCUCAUCAACAAGAUGAAGCUGGCCCAGCAGUACGUCAUGACCAGCCUGCAGCAGGAGUACAAGAAGCAAAUGCUGACGGCUGCUCACGCCCUGGCUGUGGAUGCCAAAAACCUGCUGGAUGUCAUUGAUCAAGCCAGACUGAAAAUCAGCCAGUCCAGACCGCACUAAGCACUGAGGGAAGAGCAUCGUCAGCCUCGGAAUUCUGCUCGCGCCAGGAUGUUCCUUCACCUUCCACCAGCAGUGAGGAUUCACCCAGCGCAGUCCUGGCCGCCCCCUGGGGGUCUCUCAUUGCAACAGUUGAACCGAGUGGCUCUGCUGGGGCCGGGCUGGCUUCGGGCCGUGGUUAUCAGCAGCUGAGUUUGUACAGGAGCCCUCGGAGCUGGGGCACGGGGCAGUCACUCCGUCAUCGCAUGGGACACGCUUCGCACCGAGCUGCCACCAUUGAGCUGCCCCCGGGCCUCGGAGCCAAAACUGUUGGAGCAGCAGAUGGGAGAAAGAUAUUGUGAAGUGAAGAAUUCGGGGAAACCUCAGGGCUGAGAAUUCUUGCCCACAGUAUAUGAACUAUCCAGACUGGAAUUUUUUUUAUUAGAACACUUAUGUCGCAAUAUGCUAAUCAUGAUUUACAGAGAAAGAAUAAAAAGCUAUAUUUUCAAGACUUCAGUCAUUUCAAGACAAACUAAAGCCCUCUUCAUCUUCCUGCCUUUUACUUUGACGUGACUGUGUGAAGCAUUUGUUUGGAACUAGCUGUAGGACACAACUGAACACUCGAGUUUUUCACCAGGAUAACGUGCCAGUUCUUUUGUAGCAAUGUUGUUUUCCUUGGAAGUGAAAAUGCUGCUUUGUACCAGAGCAAUUCAGAGCUGCAUUUAGAGGAGACCUGUAACCAUUCAUGUCCCCCAUUUUUAUAUAAUUUAUAAAGACAGAUUAAAGCCAUGAUGACUAUUUUAAACCCACUGUAGUUAACUAACCCAUCCUUUUGUCUAUCUUGCCUGGGAGGAGUUACAGUAGAGCAGUGUAAUUAGAUUUUCCUUGGUUUUCCAGUUAUGCCAUCUGUUCUGUUAAAAUAAAAACCACACUCCCUUUUUGCUGUUGAGGGAUAUAAAUUAUUCUCAGGAAGAAUAUAAUGAACUGUACAGUUACUUUGACCUAUUAAAAAGGUGUUACCAGUGAAA
This is a messenger RNA of Zonotrichia albicollis (white-throated sparrow), 7509 nucleotides long. RefSeq names its product protein tyrosine kinase 2 (gene PTK2). The record is from RefSeq and is a predicted model, not a curated record. Gene Ontology annotation, cellular component: focal adhesion; cytoskeleton. Lineage: Eukaryota; Metazoa; Chordata; Aves; Passeriformes; Passerellidae. Gene Ontology annotation, molecular function: protein tyrosine kinase activity; ATP binding. Gene Ontology annotation, biological process: signal complex assembly; protein phosphorylation.